This is a messenger RNA of Meloidogyne enterolobii, 1533 nucleotides long. Lineage: Eukaryota; Metazoa; Nematoda; Chromadorea; Rhabditida; Meloidogynidae. The record is from the annotation of a GenBank genome assembly.
UUUUUUCAAAAGGUAUGGGUAGUUCUACAAUUAAAUUGUUGGAUGAAACAAGUUAUCAAUCAACUUAUAAUAGAAUUAAACAAAAACAUGGAAGGAGAAUAAUUGAGGACUGGACAGAAAGAACAGAUCCAUUAAAAUAUGUAAUUGAAGACUGUGGAAUAGCAGCAUAUUUAAUAGAAUUGUUCAAAUCUUACCCAAAUUUGGCACCAAAAAGAGGCUUUGCAGAUUUGGGUUGUGGGAAUGGUCUUUUAGUAAAUUUGUUGGAAAAAGAAGGAAUUCGAGGAGGUUUUGGUUUGGAUGUUAGAAGGCGUAAAAUUUGGUCAAAAUUUGAAAAAGAGGGAACUGAACUGAAAGAAAUUGUAAUUAAUCCUGAUUGUUUGGAUAGUAUGGAGGUUAGUUUGCAGGCAAUCUUUUGUUUAACGGAUUUUUCGUUUAACGGGAUUUUUUGUUUAACGGGAUUAUAUGUCUCUCUUCAGGGCGCCUGUGUAGUUGACCACUUUCUCGUUUGGAAAAGAUUUAGAAAUACUGGGUGGGGGCUAACUCAAGGAAUACCAACUCAAGAAACAGACAAGUCAAGGAACGACAAGUCAAGGAAAAGACAGGUAUUGAAUUCUGUUGACUUUUUAAUUGGAAAUCAUUCUGAUGAAUUGACUCCGUGGAUACCUAUUUUGGCUGCAAGACUUGGCUGCAAUUUCUUCCUUCUUCCCUGUUGUCCAUACAAUUUCUUUUCAAAAUUUUGUAAAGCAACCCCCUCAGCCCAACAAAAGAAGGAUGGCAUAAUUAUUGGUGGAUUACAAGACCAAUUUUACAAAUAUUUAGAAAAUAUAAUUAUUCGGCUUGGAUUUAAUUUAAUGAAAGAUCAAUUAAGAAUACCUUCAAGAAAAAAUAAAUGUUUUAUUGGAAUAAUACCAGAAACUGGACUUGUACAAAAUUUGGAAGAAGUAAUUAAUGAAUUAUUAUUGGCUGCUAAAAUUUUUAAAAAAUCGUUUGCACCUAGACCGGCAAUAGAAAAAGUUAGAAAUUGUUCAAGACUUCCAUUAGAUGCUAAAAUUGAUCUUGCAAGGAGAGUUGUCGAUUAUUUAAUGAAAAAGCAACCGGAAAAUAUCAAUGGUUGGCGUUGUAGUGGACCCGUACAUUUAUCCAAACUAAGCGAAGACGUAUUGACAGAAGAUGACCGUAAAAUGUUAUCAGAACAAGAUAAGGGAAUGCAAACAUUCCUUCGAGGUCAACACCAAACAUUUUUGGUAGAAUGUGGAAAUGUUUCAAUAAGAAAAUGGCCUUUAGUAAAUGCUGAUUUUAUGGCUAAAGCUUCGAAUGAUAAAAUAAGGAAAACUGAUUGUUGGUUUUUUAAAUGGCAUCCAGACGGGUAAAAAUAAUUUUUUAACUUUGGGGAAUUUUGUAGGGGCAAUUUUUAGGAGGGAAGGUUUAUCGAAAUUUGCGGACUGUGAAGCCUUAUUAGAAUUAAAAACCCCGUAUCAGGGGACAAAACACCGUCAAACAAGGUCUACAGACACGUAUCGUCCGACGGUGUUU